UACCUCUCUCAUGGACACUCACGUUUUUUAGGGGAAGACCUGCAUGUCAACAUGAUCAAAGAGUUCACAUGAGUGGUGGCCUGCGGGUUACUGAUUACUGUAGAAUGGAUGUUAGAGUUUCAGCCAAUCAACAUCCAGGAUCCAAACUACCUGGGCUAUAAUGCCUCUUUAAGAUAAAGGUUUGCUCUUCAACCAAAGUCCUGUCAGUGAAAUCCUCUGCUGCUCUAACACAUCUCUCCAUCUCCUCGUGGGACCUCUGCUGCUGCACUGGUCUCCUGGUUCACUCUACAUUUACCUGUGUCAACUGCAGAGGUCAUCAUGAGUGUUGAAACUAAAGCCCCCCGGGAGCCUUGCUGCUCCAAACUGAAGCUGUUCCUGGUUUCCCUGCCCUUUGUGUACUUCGCAAAAGCCUUCGGGGGAAGCUACAUGAAGAGUUCUAUCAGAGAAACGCUUCGACAUCCCAAGCUCACUCAUAGGAGUCAUUGAUGGCAGCUUUGAGAUUGGUAACCUGCUGGUGAUAGCAUUUGUGAGUUAGUUUGGGGCGAAGCUCCACAGGCCCAGACUGAUAGGGAUUGGCUGUCUCAUCAUGGCUGCUGGGACCUUCCUCACUGCUCUGCCACACUUCUUCCAGGGACAGUAUGUAUAUGAAACAACCCUGUCACAUAUUCCUGAGGAAAACACUACAGAAAGUAUUCUGCCUUGUCUGGCCAACACCAGUCAUCUGGUCAUAAAUGAUCAGUCUACAGUUGCGAGUAAAGCAGCGUGUUUACAGACUGUUGGCAUCCUGGGGCCUGUAUUUGGCUUCAUGUUUGGCUUCUUCUGUGCCAAGAUCUAUGUGGACAUUGGCUCUGUGGAUUUAGAGAGCAUCUCCAUCAACCACAAGGACUCUCGCUGGGUGGGGGCCUGGUGGUUAGGCUUCCUGGUAUCUGGCUUCCUGAUGCUCCUGGCUGGGAUUCCAUUUUGGUUCCUCCCCAACACUCUGGCUAAGCAGUGCAAGAGCCCCAGCAAAAAGAAACAGAAGGAGGACAUACAGGCGAAGAACUCCUCUGACACCCCAGAGGAGGAGCAGGAGCAGGGCAGUUUCCUACCAGAGGACAAUACUGAGGAGGAUGCACCACAGCCUGUCACCAUGGCUGCCAUGGCUAAAGGUUCGAUAAACCUGCCUGCGGUGGCAGUUGGGGUCAUCGUGGGAGGCUUGGUGAUGAAGCGUUUCAAGCUGAGCGUUCUGGGAGCAGCCCGACUCUCCAUCAUCUCCUCCUUCCUCUCCUUCUGCCUCCUGCUCAUCCAGUACUUCCUACAGUGUGACAACUCAGAGGUGGCUGGCCUCACCAUGACCUAUCAAGGGGCUACAGAGGUGUCUUACCAACAGGAGAGCUUGCUGUCUCAGUGUAACAUGGGCCGCUCCUGUUCCCUGAAACACUGGGACCCUGUGUGUGCCAGAAAUGGCAUCACCUAUGCCUCCCCCUGUCUUGCUGGCUGCCAGACCUCCACGGGCAUAGGCAAGGAGAUGGAGUUCCAUAACUGCACAUGUAUGCAGGAGCUGAAGGUGGGGCUGAUGGCUCCACCAACCAACAUGUCCGCCAUCUUGGGCCAGUGCCCCAGGAAGAGUGACUGUGACAGGAUGUUUAAGUUCUACAUGGCUGUCUCUGUCCUGGGGGCCUUCGUCUCUGCCUGCGGGGGCACAUCUGGAUACAUCGUCCUGCUCAGAUCUAUACACCCCGAUUUAAAAUCACUGGCUCUUGGGAUGCAUACAUUGAUAGACAGAACUCUGGGUGGAAUCCCUCCCCCUAUCUACUUUGGAGCUUUGGUUGACAGGACGUGUCUGAAGUGGGGAUUAAAGCGAUGUGGGGGUCAAGGAGCAUGCAGACUCUACGACUCAUAUGCAUUCAGAAUAACGUUCCUGGGUCUGGUCUAUUGUCUAUACGGCCUGGCCAACAUGCUGUGGGUGGUGCUGUACCUGCAACUGUCCAAGCGGCAGAAGAAGUUGGAACUGCGAAGCCAGGCCAAGGCUACAGCCCUGGAGGCCAAUGGGAACAACAAUCCCAAUGCAAUGGUCAGCAUCUUUAAGAACAAAGAUGACCUGGACAGGGACAGUGAGAGCACCAUCUAAGAUACCAAAGAGAUUUCCAAAACAAAUGGUUUUUUGAUCCUGUAUUGUGCCAUGCCCAUGAUCCACCUGAAGUGUUUUGGGGUAUUUGGUGACUUGUCAAAUGAACAAGUACAUUUUUUUGCCACAACUCGGUACAGUCUUAAGCCAAGACCCAGUACAUUGGUAGGAAUUGGUCGCUAUUUGUGAAACUGAUUUUGCUGCUAGAUCUCUUCGACCAAAGCCCUGAUAUAUUUACCAUCCUCUCAAUGUUAUUAAUGCAGUAUUCAAUAUAUGAGAUCCCAAUGAUGUAUUCCUCCCAUAUGAGUUCAUUAUGAAUAGUUUGCCAUCCACAGGCCGCACCUAUUACUUGUCUCUACAUACUAUAAACAAAAAACCUCUUACAAGUUCUUUCCAAACUUGAUUUCUGUCCUAUUUCCAUUUCCAUGUGAAGCAACGUAAUAACAUGAAACUAUACGUGACAUCAACAAUGUGAGCACAUGUGAAAACAUGAUCUCAUGUUAAAUAAAUGUGACAACAAGGGGA
Salmo salar (Atlantic salmon) is the source of this 2632-nucleotide messenger RNA. RefSeq names its product solute carrier organic anion transporter family member 1C1. Gene Ontology annotation, biological process: transmembrane transport; sodium-independent organic anion transport; bile acid and bile salt transport. Gene Ontology annotation, cellular component: basolateral plasma membrane. Gene Ontology annotation, molecular function: bile acid transmembrane transporter activity; protein binding. Lineage: Eukaryota; Metazoa; Chordata; Actinopteri; Salmoniformes; Salmonidae. The record is from RefSeq and is a predicted model, not a curated record.